AUGGACAGCUUCUGGCAGUUGGGUGACGAGCUCAGAGGUCAGUCAAGAGCAUCAGAGGAUCACAAAUGGUCCACAGUUGCGACGAAGCUGGCCGAGCAAACGAGAACCAAAGGGGAAAGGAUGAACAACCUUGAUCUCUCCAAAGGCUACACUGAGUUCAGGCCAAACGACAAGUUUAGCUUCCAGGAGAACAACAACCUUAACUUCAACAUGUUGAAUUUGGAUGGCAAAUAUGGAGAAGGAGGCAUGGGGAAAAGUUCGAUGCAGAGCAAUGUUUACAACAUGAACAUGAACAUGAACACCGUUUUCCAGAAGAAUGAUUUCAAAAGUGCAGGGAACCAGAAAGUUAACAAGUACAGUGGCAAUAUUGUUGCGAACAAGGAGCUGAGCAACAACAAACACAGCAACAACAAUGAUAAUGCGAAUAUGAAUUUGGCUGUUGACAAGAGAUUUAAAACAUUGCCUGCAUCGGAGACGCUUCCGAGGAACGAAGUUCUUGGCGGUUACAUCUUUGUUUGCAACAACGAUACCAUGCAGGAAGACUUGAAACGUCACCUCUUUGGUUUACCUCCAAGAUACAGAGACUCUGUUCGAGCGAUAACACCUGGAUUGCCUCUGUUUCUGUACAACUACACCACUCACCAGCUCCAUGGUAUCUUUGAGGCAACGACUUUUGGAGGUACAAAUAUUGAUGCAACUGCUUGGGAAGACAAAAAGUGCAAAGGAGAGUCAAGAUUCCCGGCUCAGGUAAGGAUCAGAGUUAGGAAAAUCUGCAAAGCGUUGGAAGAGGAUUCCUUCCGUCCUGUUCUUCACCACUACGAUGGUCCCAAAUUCCGCCUUGAGCUCUCUGUUCCCGAGACGUUGGAUCUGCUAGACCUCUGCGAACAAGCUGGUUCUGCAUAA
This is a messenger RNA of Microthlaspi erraticum, 903 nucleotides long. The record is from the annotation of a GenBank genome assembly. Lineage: Eukaryota; Viridiplantae; Streptophyta; Magnoliopsida; Brassicales; Brassicaceae.